This is a messenger RNA of Ilex paraguariensis (yerba mate), 946 nucleotides long. The record is from the annotation of a GenBank genome assembly. NCBI's taxonomy places the organism in Eukaryota, Viridiplantae, Streptophyta, Magnoliopsida, Aquifoliales, Aquifoliaceae.
GGAGAGAGAGAGGGAGAGAGAUGUCGAAGUUGUUCCUAAAACAAGCGGACCAGUACUUAGCGGAGCAGUACUUGGUGGGUCGGCCAAGUUAUCCAGAGGAACUCUUCCGAUUCAUCGCGUCGAAGACACCCAAUCAUGAUCUUGCAUGGGAUGUGGGCACCGGCAGUGGUCAGGCUGCAAAAACUUUAGCUGGGAUAUACAAGAAGAUCAUAGCCACUGACAUUAGUCCAAAGCAACUGGAAUUUGCACCUAAGCUCCCAAACAUUCAAUAUCAGUGUACCCCUCCCAACUUGUCCAUGGCUGAUCUAGAACAAGUUGCAGCACAAGGAAGUGUUGAUUUAGUGGCCAUAGCUCAAGCCAUGCACUGGUUUGAUCUCCCUACCUUCUAUCAACAAGUGAAGUGGAUACUCAAGAAGCCUCAUGGAGUGAUUGCUGCAUGGUGCUACACAUCACCCGAGGUCAAUGACCGCGUUGACUCUGUCUUCCAACCCUUCUACACCAUUGAUACUGAGCCUUUCUUUGAGCUGGAGCGUAAAUUGGUGGAUGAAAAGUACACGAGCAUCGAUUUCCCAUUCGAGCCAGUGGACGGAUUGGAGGGCACGGGGCCAUUUGAGUUCAAAACAGAGAGGUUGAUGGAUCUUGAUGGCUAUUUUACAUACUUAAGAUCAUGGUCUGCAUAUCAAAUUGCAAAAGGGAAGGGUGUGGAGCUGUUGAGUGAUGAGGUUACAGAGAAGUUUAAGAGUGCAUGGAGUGAAGAUGGCAAUGGCCAAAAGGUUGUGAAGUUUCCUAUUUACUUAAGGAUUGGGAGAGUGGGAAGUCUCAAUUAAGGAAGAAACUUGGCCUGCAUGAAAUUAGUCAUUUACAUUGAUGUAAAACAACUUUGUUUGCAUAUGUAAAACUAGUUGUUGGAUUUCAUGAAUAAAAUGGUUAUAACCUUUCACCUGGA